CGCUCUCACAGACCAGGCGCCAAGUGUAGCAGUCCCGUCCGCAGUCUGCCUCAGCACCUCUAACGCCCGCAAUGCCCUUGGAUACAGCCGCCGCGCUCAUUUUCACAGCGCACUGAUUGACGAGGUUUCCUGGAUCUUUACUUUUGGACUGUUGCGUACACUGUCCCGAGUCCUCUGCGCUGCAUGACGCGAAUGGAGAGCGUCCAAGGAUAACAGAGGGUGCAGGAUUUUGCUACUGCAGAAGACCUGCCGGUAGUUCGCUGCCCGGGGGGCUGCCUGUCCGUCAGAGGCUGUGGUGUCGCAUCCAAUAUUUUCAUGAUUUGAAAUCGCCUUGCAUGGAUGCAUCAUGGCUAGCUUUAUAUGCAGGGUACAGUUCUUAGAUGAUACUGAUCCAUUUAACAGCACCAAUUUCCCCGAGCCCACCAGACCACCUCUGUUCACCUUCAGGGAAGAUAUUCCUCUGAUUAAUCAGAUUGCUGGAGUCCACAGGGUGCUGAAAGCCCCGCAUAAGGCUGAUGACUGUGCCCUUCAGCUGUCCCAUAAUGGAAGCUAUCUGGACUUGGAGUCUACCCUGGCAGAGCAGAGAGAUGAACUGGAGGGAUUUCAGGAGGAAGGAGGGAGGGGCAAGAAACACAGCGUUAUUCUUCGAACGCAGCUGUCCGUCAGGGUUCAUGCCUGCAUUGAAAAACUCUACAACUCAAAUGGACGGGAGUUACGGAGAGCCCUGUUUUCCCUCAAGCAGAUUUUUCAGGAUGACAAGGACCUGGUGCACGAGUUUGUGGUGGCAGAAGGACUUACGUGCUUGAUUAAAGUUGGCGCUGAAGCCGACCAGAACUACCAGAAUUACAUCCUCAGGGCUCUCGGUCAGAUAAUGCUGUAUGUGGAUGGGAUGAACGGCCUCAUAUCUCACAGUGAGACGGUCCAGUGGCUUUACACGCUGGUCGGAUCUAAGUUCCGUCUGGUGGUGAAGACGGCCCUAAAGCUACUUCUGGUGUUUGUGGAAUACACCGAGUCUAACGCCACCCUGCUCAUAAAGGCUGUGAACGCUGUGGAUGCCAAAAGAGGCACUAAACUGUGGUCAAACAUCAUGGAGAUCCUGGAUGAGAAGGAUGGAGUGGAUACAGAGCUGCUGGUGUAUGCCAUGACACUUAUAAAUAAGACUCUGGCUGGCCUCCCAGAUCAGGACUCAUACUACGACAUGGUGGACUGUCUGGAGGAGCAGGGCGUUGAGGCUGUGGCCCAGAGACACUUGAGCAGGAAAGGCACCGACCUCGACCUUGUCGAACAGUUCAACAUUUACGAGCUGACUCUCCGCCAUGAGGACGGAGACGACGAAACCCAGCUGCCUCCCAGCGUCCGCAAGGAGCGCCGGCGGGCCAGUGUUGGUGGUUCCAACGAAAGGCGAGGCCUGGAGAGAAGACGCAGCCGAAGACACUCGCUCCAGAAUAGCAGAGGCCAUGCUUCUGCCCCGGCAUCACCUAGCAGUCCUCACACUCACGCCAGCAGCUUUCUGCCGUUUGGUGGCCAACGUGUUGAAGACAUCAGUGAAAGUCUGACAGAUAUAAACAACUCUCCCACACCUUACACAGCUAGAAAGCCCUGCUGGGCUGAAAGAAUCAGUGCCAAUGGCUCUCCAUACCCUGGCAGGCACCAGGCUCCUACAUCACCCAUCCAUCGCUUCAGUAGUUCAGCAACCUCCACACCAGAAUCCAAACCAGUUGACAGACCUGCUCUAGGGGGUUUGUUGACUUCAUCAUACAGACAGCAUCAGGAGUCUCUGGCUGCAGAGAGAGAAAGGAGACGCCUGGAGAGAGAAGAGCGCCUGCAGAGAAUCGAAAGAGAAGAGAGGAAUCGCUUUAAUCGAGAUUCUGUUGACAAGAGGGAAGAAGCGAGACAAGCCAGAGAGGAAAGGUACAAGAACGUUGAGAGGCUUGCUGCAGAGGAGUUUGAGCGGGAGCGCCCCAGAGCGCCAACAAGAGGACGGACAGAGAUCACUUUGUGUUUAAGUUCCAACCCUGCCAGCCGCUCUGUGUCCCGCUGUGCCACACCCUCGUCCAUUGUCUCACAGGAAGACACGGUCGUCACUGCACAACAGAUGUCAGGAACAGAACAUAUCUCAGAGCCAGACCUUGACCCACAGACCAGAACUAAAAGUCCAACGCCAGAGUUAACAGCAUCAGAACCUUCCCCCACGCCUCCAUCCAAGCCAGACAAGCAGCAGACUGAGACAGAGUCGCCUGCAGAGAUGGAGGAUGUUGCUGAGACUCAGUCUGACCAGAAUGUAGUGGCGGAGCCGGCGUCAGAUGAACAGUCAGGCAUAGAGAAAGAAGAGAGGCAGGAGCAAGGGAAGCUUGAGGUACAGACACAAUGCAUGGAUGAGGUAGAGGUAGUGGAGCAGGUAAAAGAAGAGGAGGCAGCAGAUGUAGCAGAGGUGGCAGAGACAGAUGUGGAAGUGAAUGUCGAGUUAGAGGAGGAGUUUGAGAAGGAGCAGCCGACGGAAAGGGAUGUAGAGGACAGUGUACUGCUGAGUGAGAAGGAGAGACAGAAUGAGGAAGUGAAUGAAAAGGACAAUUGCUCUGCGUCCAGCAUCUCCUCCACGAGUAGCACUCUGGAGAGGGAGGAGCGCGAGGAGAAACUCACCAAUGACAUUGAAGCAGGGCAGUGGACCAAGUGCAUCAAAGAUGCAGAUGUGAAUGACCAGUGCAACAAAAUACUCAACAGCAAGCGCUUCAUGCUGGACAUGCUCUAUGCUCAGAUGACAGCGAGCAAAGAUGAAGGGAAUGUAGCAGAAACUGAGAAAGAAAACUGUAAAUGUGAGAAGGAGGCAGAGGUCAGUGACUCCUCUGUGGCCAGCUUGGCCAGCAGAAUCUCCACACUGGAGGCUCACAGACAGGCCAGAGAAGAAAAUGUGAAAAAACUGGAAGUGGGACAUCUGGAUAACCAGGGCAGCGUCCGAGCAGUGGCCGAGAAGUUUGGAGAUUUGGUCAAAGGCCUAACGUCUCCUCCUGAGGUCGAGGCCUCAAAGGAGCAGCAGCAGCAGCAGACUGACAAAUCGUCAACUGCUGCCUCAUCAGCCUUACCGCCAAAGAAAGAGUCAGACUAUAUCUGGGAUCAGCUGAUGGCCUCACCCAGGGAGCUGCGCAUCAAAGAAAUGGACUUCACGGACCUGAGGGAUGAGGACGACAUGGACAUUUUAGAUAUGGACAAUGUGAUGGGGUCAGGUGACCUCAUACCUCCUCCUCCUCCUCCGCCAUGCAAUGCUGCCCUGCCACCACCACCGCCACUGUUUGGGUGCCCCCCUCCUCCUCCCAUCCUUGGCAAAAUGAUGCCCCCACCCCCACCAUUCAUGGCUCCUAUCCCUCCGCCCUCCCCUCAGCUGAGUCGAGGGGAGAUGCCUCUCUUCCAAAAGAAGAAGAAGACAAUUCGUCUCUUCUGGAACGAAGUGCGUCCAGUGGACUGGCAGUGUAAGAGCCAUAAAUUCUGUAAAGAGUCCCUCUGGUCCAAACUGGAGCCAGUUAAACUGGACACAUCCAAGCUGGAGCAGCUGUUCGAGUCCAAAUCCAAGGAGCUGCCUGUCACAAAGAAAGCGGCUGUCGAUGGCAAACGACAAGAAAUCAUAGUCCUGGAUUCAAAACGCAGCAAUGCCAUCAACAUUGGCCUGACUGUCUUACCUCCUCCUCGCACUAUCAAGACAGCUAUCCUCAACUUUGAUGAGUACGCACUGAACAAGGAAGGGAUUGAGAAAAUCCUGACAAUGAUCCCCACAGAGGAGGAGAAGCAGAGGAUCCAGGAAGCUCAGCUGGUCAACCCUGAUAUUCCCCUGGGCAGCGCUGAACAGUUCCUUCUUACCCUCUCCUCCAUCACAGAGCUGUCUGCUCGCCUGCAGCUGUGGGCAUUCAAGAUGGACUAUGAGCUCAUUGAGAAGGAAGUGGCAGAGCCUCUGCAGGACCUGAAGGAGGGGAUGGACCAGUUAGAAAAAAACAAGACGCUCCGCUACAUCUUGACCACAUUGUUGGCCAUUGGCAACUUCCUCAACGGCACUAAUGCUAAAGGCUUUGAGCUGAAUUACUUGGAGAAAGUCCCGGAGGUGAAGGACACGGUUCAUAAGCAGUCCCUGCUGCACCACGCCUGCACCAUUGUGGUGGAGAAGUUUCCAGACAGCACUGACCUCUACUCUGAGAUAGGAGCCAUUACCCGCUUGACUAAGGUGGACUUUGACCAGCUUCAAGACAAUUUGUCCCAGAUGGAGCGAAGGUGCAAAGCAUCAUGGGAUCACCUCAAGGUUAUUGCGAAACAUGAGAUGAAACCAGCAUUGAAACAAAAAAUGUCUGACUUCCUCAAAGAUUGUGCAGAGAGAAUCAUUAUUCUGAAGAUUGUACAUCGAAGAAUACUCAACAGGUUUCAUGCCUUUCUGCUGUUCCUGGGCCAUCCGAUUUACGCGGUACGUGAGGUCAGCAUUCAUCGCUUUAGCAAGAUCCUGAGUGAAUUUGCCCUGGAGUAUCGUACAACAAGAGAGCGCGUGCUCCAGCAGAAACAGAAGAGGGCCAACCACAGAGAGAGGAACAAGACCAGGGGAAAAAUGAUAACAGAUAGUGAGGAUGACGAUGACAGUGAGAGUGGUAAAUUUGGCAGUGGCCCAUCAGAUGCACAGGAGAACCAGCCCCAGGGUAUCCAGUAUGCUGAAGAUGCAGCUGAACAUGAGAACAUGAAGGCUGUACUUAGGAGUAGCCUGCAGGGUGGAGAUAGUGUGACGUCCACAGUGCCAGGCCUCCGUUCACGCACCAGAGCCAGCAGCACCAGAGGGCGUGUUCCCCCAUGGUGCUCUGUCAGUGAUGACCCAAUGAACUGCACAGAUGAUACAGCUGAUGAGAUCAUGGAGAGGAUUGUUAGGUCAGCCACUCAGGGGCCCAGCCAACGGACACAACCUCGGGAGAGGAGACGAUCCAGAGCUAACCGGAAAUCAUUAAGAAGGACACUGAAGAACGGUCUGACAACAGAGGAGGCAAACGCUCUUGGCUUGUCCAGUGGUUCAGAGAUGCAGGUGUGAGCCGGAAACGAGGACGCCUGGAAGCCCUUUCACUGCCCCUCCAGUGCCCACAUUCAACCUGGCAGCCCGCUCCACUCUGGCUUAGCACUAAAUUCCCUGCCUCCAGCUUUGAUGAGUUGACCUCAUCUUUAUGCGUUUUGUUCACAUAAGCUUGACAUAAGUGCUUCCUCAAGAGAGUGGAAAAAGGUUUCAUUCAUGAACUGAUGGAAAAAGAGAGCAUAAACAGAGCGCUGCAUUCAAACCACUAAGCUUUGAUUUCGCUGGAUAAACAUUGAUGACGUGCACUCACAAGGCUUAAUUACAAUCAUCCUAAGAACAUGACAUUGCAUACAAACACCUGCGCAAAAAUGUGCUUUUUAAGGCGGAGGGCAUCAAAAGAGUUGGCAGUGCGUGUGCUUCACUCUCAGUGGCCUUGACUGAAUCCAAAGGGCAAGAGGUGUGGCACAGACACUAAACUGUCCGCUGCUUGGGUUUUAAGUCAUUGCUGCAGCUUUAGUGACAAACUGAAAGACAUUUCAUCUGUUGAAUAGAUGGCUUUGAGGGUUAUUCUGUUAUAUACUACUGUGGUAGUUUUGUGUUUCUUUUUAUUUUGCUCAAGAGGGUGCUCAAAUAAGGAACAUUUGCACUGGAUGUAAAAGUUGGGUAUCAAUGGAAUGUGAAAUCCUUGACACUGAUGAACCACUGACAUCUGAAACUAUACUCAACAAUUAAACCAGCAAAAGAACAGUAGCACAGUUUUUAAAGUCUAAUUUAAGUGGACACAUUCAAGGCAGAUGAGGAUCGAAGGCUUUGUCUCAAAUGUCUGUUAGUUGAUUAGAUAAGAAGGAAUUGAUCAGAGAAACAUUUUUUUAAAGAUAACAGUCAGUUACUGAUGUUAAGACUGGUGAUUCCACUAGUUUCUGACAAAUGCUCAUCAACAGUUUUAGCUUAAACAAAUCAUGUGACUUAUUCUUACUGAUUGAAGAGUUUGAGAUGGUUUAAGGAAGGCAGGCGCAGUGUUACUGGUGAGCAAUCUUCACAGUUAUGUUGUUUUAUUUUCUAGAAACUAUGAGCUGCACAUCUCAGAGUGCCUUUCAGAGACAGUUAUUUAUUAAGAUGUUUUCAGGGACAUAUAAUCAAGAAAUUGUUACUACAGAUGUGCAGUCUGCGAGGGCGGCGAGAGGAUAAUACUGCAACGUAUAUCGUUCACGAGCUGUGAUUUAUUUUUAACCAGUGUUUUUAAACUUGUCCUGGAAAAAAAAAAACACAAAAAACCCCCAUGUUAUGUCUUAGAUCAAAUAAUGUUAUGAAGAUAGCUUUAAAGUAUUUAUGACAACUUAGGGAUUGGUCAUGCACAUUAGCUGUAUCCUGUUGCCUUACUGUAGAAUAAGGACCUGCAUUGUUCUACUUUAGUCAAGAUCUAGGUUAAAAUGUUGAAAAUAGACCAGGCCAAAUUAAUUUACAGUUCAACAGGCAUCACUGGAGGUCUCAGUGAUUUGCACACGUGGAGCUUCAUUCUCUAACUAUGAAUGUGAACAUCAGGGGUUAAAUGAUAAUUAGUAAAACAGACACACAUGAAAUCUCCAUUAUUUAUCUAUUUUAAAACAUGUAAAUCUGUAUUGAGGAACCCACAGCUUAACUUUUUUUAUUAUGCAGGUCUAUUUUUGACUAUUGAUGAGCUCACUGUGCUAUUAAUUUGGAAUGGCCUUGGCUAAAUUUAUAACAUGCAUAAUUUCAAUUCAUAUCAUGGCAUGGUAACUUCAAUAGCAAAUUUUCACUGUGAUGGAAACACAGCCAUUGAGAGAAACAAUAAUCUAGCGCGACAUCAUCAUAAGGCUACAUAAAACCACACCAGCAGUACAUGUUUUUGUUUUCUUUUGUUAGAUUAACUGAAAACUAUUCAGCACCUUAGACUCAAUGUGUAGCAUGCAACUUAGUAGAACUGAAGUUAUGAGCGGAAAAACUCAUCGUGUUUCCCAGAUUGUACUGAUUUGUCAACACAGAAGUGUUAAGUAAUAUAGGGGGAAUGCUGUAAAAUGAUGUACAUGUCAUGACUGUCUUUAUGUUGUUAUUUUUUCUUUUUUUUUGCUCCAUGUGUAGAAUUGUGUAUAAUAGACUAAAAGCAGUAUUAUUCUAAAUAUAAUUUAAGCAAACCAAGCCAUGCAUGGUUUAAACGGUGUCACUUCUGCUUGAUACAAAAGGAGGUUCACUUUGGUUCUCAGAGCUGUAGGUUUGUGUUAUUAAACCUUUUUACUUCAGACUGUAGCUGAAAAAAUGUGGUGAAACGUGCAGUGAUGAAAUUCACCAGCUAGUCCUGUGGAAUCCCUUAAAAGCCUUUUGAUUUCAUUGCACUCAACAUUUUUUUCUUUUAAUUUAAUUUAAGCCCACCACACACACAAACAUUGCUGCCUGUGCCAUAACAUCACUGUGGAACUUGGACACAAGUGCUAUACAACCAAGGCUUCGAUUGCAUCUGUGCCCACACCAAAAACUAUGUAACAAGAUCAAUAAAAAGGCUCAUUAAGACGUCUUUUGACUGCUUUGUUUUUUUGUUGUUAUUUUUUUCCUGUAUCUUUAAAUUGGGUUUUAGAAAAAUAAGUGUCACAUCUAACACAUUUUGGAAAGAAAAAGCAAACAGUAAAACUUAAGCCUUUUUAUUUUCAGUCCACACAACCCAUGCUUCAAGUCACUUUAUGUUCAAGAGCAUAUAGAGGUCGAUGACAAGCUUAACCAGUAUCGCUCAUCUGGGGUUUGCACAUGGCCGUCAUACAGACCUCAUUUGGUCUUGUUUAAAAUUCCUAUAUGUCCACAGGUGUUAUGGAUCUAAAUGUGAUUAUGGUUUGCUUUUAAUAAAUUGCAGAGACAUAAACUAUGAACAAGACAGCUACCUACAAAAAGGGGGGAGGGGGGGUUGGAAAAUACAAUUGAGCAUCAAAAAAAAAAAAAAGCACAAAAAAUAAAAAUCAGCUGAAACAGUCUCAGCAAAUCCAGUGCAACCCAAGACAUGUUCUGCUUUAUACUAGCUGAAAACUUAAAAAAAGGGCACAUAUUAAGAAUUAUAUAAUUUGUAUAUCCUGAUCAUAAUUCAAAUUUAUCAAUAUACAUUUUCCCUGAACGAUUACUUUUGCACAGUACCUUUGAAUUGUAUAGAUAAAUUACAAAAUGGAGUAUUCCCUUUCCACCAGACGCAAUUUACUUUGUAAAACCCCUCAAUGACUGACAAGCAGAAAGCUUUUAUGCUGUUAACAUUUUAUAUUGCUACAUUUUAACAAAGAUUAACAAAGGGAUUUUCAGUUUUGCAUAUUUUCUUAGGUUUGUGGUUUUGGUGUGCAUCUGCACCAAUGAUGUCAAAUUAUUACUGAAAUAGCACCAAAAUACAAACGCCCAACUAUUUAAAGGCUGGGCGUUUAAAAAAGUGUUUUAGAAAUAGUACAUAGCAAGUGUGCAGUGCAGUUUAAUCGUUAACCACAAAGUGAUUAGUUUUAUAAAAUGGCAAAGAAGUAAACAACACUAACUGUAUAUUACCAGACACAUAAAGCUGAUCCUAAAUCAACACGGACAAGUCGGACCUGACUGAUGCAACCACUGACUUGUCUUCUAUCGCAGGGUCACUGUUAGGAUUUUAUCUUCUGCAAAGGACUCAAGUAGACUCAGAGCUGUUGUUGGACACAGUUACCGGUAACUGUUUGGUACAAUUAUAUUCUUUUAGAGCUGGCUUGAAUUAGAAAUUAAAAAAAGGAGACUUUGCCCUUGAUGCAUACAUGAUUCAGGUUGCCUUCCUUUUAAAAAUAGGUUUUGGAGAUCA
This is a messenger RNA of Plectropomus leopardus (leopard coralgrouper), 8831 nucleotides long. It is a transcript of the gene fhod3b, whose product is annotated as formin homology 2 domain containing 3b. Gene Ontology annotation, biological process: cardiac myofibril assembly; sarcomere organization; cortical actin cytoskeleton organization. The record is from RefSeq and is a predicted model, not a curated record. Gene Ontology annotation, molecular function: actin filament binding. Gene Ontology annotation, cellular component: cytoplasm; cytoskeleton. NCBI's taxonomy places the organism in Eukaryota, Metazoa, Chordata, Actinopteri, Perciformes, Serranidae.